Messenger RNA from Penicillium subrubescens, 1026 nucleotides. Its product is annotated as zinc-binding alcohol dehydrogenase family protein. Gene Ontology annotation, molecular function: oxidoreductase activity, acting on NAD(P)H. The coding region runs from base 1 to 1026 and encodes 341 amino acids. The transcript is spliced from 5 exons. The record is from RefSeq and is a predicted model, not a curated record. NCBI's taxonomy places the organism in Eukaryota, Fungi, Ascomycota, Eurotiomycetes, Eurotiales, Aspergillaceae.
AUGGCGAAAAACCGUGCCGCCUGGAUUCUCUCUCCAGGAACCAAUUCUUUCUUGAUUGCAGAGGCCCCGUCUUAUAAACCGAAAGCUGGAGAAGUGCUAAUCAAGAACCAUGCGGUUGCAGUGAAUCCGAUCGACUGGAAAAACCAGGAGAAUGGCACAUAUCAGAAGGCAUAUCCGUUCAUUCUUGGACGAAAUGCCGCAGGAACAAUAGAAGAUAUAGGGGAAGGGGUCACUAGGUUCCAUAAAGGACAACGUGUCAUGGCGCACCUCCAUAGUCCAAAGACAGGAGAAUAUGCGAACUCGUCUUUUCAACUGUACCCUGUCGCCUCUGAGCGCCUGACUGCGGCGAUUCCUGCCUCUCUGAGCUUCGAACAAGCUUCCGUCCUACCCCUUUCUAUCUCAACGGCCGCGGCUGGUCUCUAUCUUCCCGGAUAUCUGGGUCUACCUCUGCCAUCAAGCGAGUUGAAGACAACAUCUGAGACUCUUCUUGUUUGGGGAGGUGCCUCCUCUGUCGGUAUGGCUGUAAUUCAGCUAGCAGUUGCCUCAGGUUUGAAGGUAGUUACCACUGCUUCUACUUCUAAUCAUUGUCUUCUUCAAUCCCUUGGAGCCGAUGCAGUGUUUGACUACAAGUCUGAAUCUGUUGUUGAGGAUAUAUCGAACAACCUUAAGAACUCUAAUUCCAUUGCCAUAUACGAUGCAAUUGGCGAAGAGCGCAGUUUUGAGCCACUCCGAGCUAUUGUGAAAUAUCUCCAUGGACCGGUCAAGAUUGCCAGUGUCCUGCCUUGUAACAAACCCUCGGAAAAUUUCAACCCAAAGUUCAUUACUUCAUACGGCAUUGCCUACCCACCCAACGAGAAUGUAGGGGAAAAGAUCUGGGGUGAUUUCGUACCCAAUGCACUUGCAAGCGGCAAGCUACAGGCCAAGCCUGACCCUAUUAUAGUUGGACAUGGACUGGAGGAACUGCAGAAAGGUCUUGAUCUUCAAAAGGCUGGUGUUUCUGCAAAAAAGCUCGUGAUUAUGCUGUAA